AUGACGAAACAAGUGAUUGAGAUUUUGAGUGAGCUUAAAAGCGACGAUUUGGGGAAGAGACAGACCGUCAUUUCAAAAAUUUACCAAAAAGAAAUUGAUGUUAGUAUUUUUCAGGGCUUUGGGUACGAUUUUACAACAACAAUACUGCCUUAUACGUCGAGCCUUGAUAAAACAACCCAGAGUGAGUCGUUAAGUGUCACACUUGACUGGGUUAAUUAUCUUUUAACGCAACCGAAAGUCAACAUUAAAUUAUACGACCUCUGCAUGAAACAGUUUGUGAGUGAUGUAUAUUAUGCGUUGAACGACCAGGUUGAGACGUGUCUUGGGUUUGUUGUUCCUUUCCUUUGUGCUUCGUCUGUUUUUUGCACUCGCCAUUUUUCUGGCCUUUUAAAGGCUGUGUCGUUCCACUCAGAAAAUCACACACUUCUCAUCUUUUCAAUCUUAAAGGAAGUUCUCUCACUUGUGAAUAGAAAAGUCAUUUUCGUUCCUCCACUCGAUUGGUCAGCUCUUUUAGUGCUUUUGGCACUUCUUUUCCAUUUCUCAGAUAUCUCACAACAACAUGAGAUCAUCGAAACAUUAAGAGGAAUGGAGCGCUAUAACACAACUCUCACAACACAAUACAUAUCAACAUUUCUCAAGUCUUGUAAUAUACAAGAGACUUCGUUGUAUGAGGGUCUGAUGGUUGUUUAA
Entamoeba invadens IP1 is the source of this 690-nucleotide messenger RNA. RefSeq lists its product as hypothetical. The transcript has a single exon. The record is from RefSeq and is a predicted model, not a curated record. NCBI's taxonomy places the organism in Eukaryota, Evosea, Mastigamoebida, Endamoebidae. The coding region runs from base 1 to 690 and encodes 229 amino acids.